AUGCUUUCUCGCUCUCCAUUAGAGCUCGGGAAAAAAAGACCUAUCACGGAAGAAGAAGAAACCACAGAACUAAAGAGAAGCAAAUGGGAUACAAGAAAAUGGGAUACUAAUGGUGCCAUUCGAAAAGCUCAGCGUACUGGUGUCUAUUUUGUUGAUCCAUUAACGUUAAGUGAACCGCUUCUUGAUAGAAUUCGGGAGGGUGAAUUUAUGGCAUUAUAUGGUGCACGUGCCACCGGAAAAACUACACGGGUGUUUAGAGUUAUGGAACAAUUGGAAGAAGAAGGCUAUAUUUGCAAAUAG
Molecule: messenger RNA, 300 nt
Organism: Funneliformis caledonium
Lineage: Eukaryota; Fungi; Glomeromycota; Glomeromycetes; Glomerales; Glomeraceae
Source: the annotation of a GenBank genome assembly